AACGUUCGUUGUAAGCGUCAUUUGGAUAGGAAUUACUUCCUAUUUGCUCUCCUGGAUGAUGACUGUGAUCGGUGAAACCGCAGGAAUACCGGAUUCUAUCAUGGGUUUAACGUUUCUUGCCGCCGGUGGAAAUGUGCCGGAAGUCGCAUCCAUAGCGAUUUUAGCGAGGAAGGGGGAUGGAAAUAUGGCUAUGAGUAAUACGUUGGGCGCGAAUAUCCUGGACAUCCUACUGUGUCUGGGUUUACCUUGGACUAUAAUGUGUUUGAUGACGGGCACCGACUUAAAAAUCGAAUCGGGAACGCUGUCGUACAGCGUGCUCUCGAUAGUUGCUUGCAUAAUCGUACUUUAUGCAGUCAUAUGGUUUUACAACUUUGAAUUAAACAAAAAGGUCGGCGUGAUAUGCUUGUUACUGUACAUGACAUUUGUAGUGUUCGCCAGUCUUGUAGAAAUGAGAGUGUUCGCACCCGACGGUGGGAAGUCAUGUUAGCAAUGGAUAAAAUUCAACACUUUCGAUAUAAUCUGUACGUAUGUACAUUGUUUUCAUGUUUUUCAUCGACUUGUUAUAUUGUACAUACUACAUACCACUGUAAAUAUAUAUAUAUAAUAUAUAUAUAUA
Messenger RNA from Ceratina calcarata, 616 nucleotides. RefSeq names its product sodium/potassium/calcium exchanger 5-like. The transcript is spliced from 2 exons. Gene Ontology annotation, cellular component: plasma membrane. The record is from RefSeq and is a predicted model, not a curated record. Bases 56 to 487 code for a protein of 143 amino acids. Gene Ontology annotation, molecular function: calcium, potassium:sodium antiporter activity; calcium channel activity. Gene Ontology annotation, biological process: intracellular calcium ion homeostasis; calcium ion transmembrane transport. NCBI's taxonomy places the organism in Eukaryota, Metazoa, Arthropoda, Insecta, Hymenoptera, Apidae.